Molecule: messenger RNA, 1414 nt
Organism: Stylophora pistillata
Lineage: Eukaryota; Metazoa; Cnidaria; Anthozoa; Scleractinia; Pocilloporidae
Biological process (GO): G protein-coupled receptor signaling pathway; cell surface receptor signaling pathway
Cellular component (GO): plasma membrane
Molecular function (GO): G protein-coupled receptor activity
Source: RefSeq, a predicted model, not a curated record
AUGGGCUCAUCAUCAGCAUCAUCGUCAUCAUCGUCAUCUUCCACAUCAGUGGCAUUAGAAGUAGCAACACUUAUAACAGCAUCAUCGUCAUUAGCAUUAUCAUCGGCAACAGAAAAACUUUCUCCAACAUCAUCGUCAUCAAUAUUAUCAUCAGAAACAGUAUUAGCACUGAUAACCUCGUCGUCAAUAGUUUCACCAGCUCCAAUGCUGCCACUUAGAACCCCGUCAUCAAUAGCAUCAGUGGCCGCAGCGUUAGCGUCAACAUCAGUACCAUUACCAUCUUCAAAAAUCUCAUCUGGAAAAUCGUUGUCACUAAUACCAUACUCGUCAGUAACAUCAUCGACAAUGUCAUCCCUCCUUAUGCCUCAACCAUCAUCAACAUCAUCGUCAUCACUGUCAAAGAAAAUUCAGGAGCUGGCAAAUGAUACUAUUUCAGAGUUCGGCAGCCUAAAUAUUACCAGCACCAAUUCCUUGCAGGAAGCUGCUAAUUUGUUUGAAAACUUCACCACCAAUUAUCAAAACAUGACCCUUGGAGAAGGACAGCCUGGAGUAGAAAAGCUCAGCACAGAGUCCAUUUUUAAGGUGGCAGUUGCCUUCGAGAAAAUUGUUCUUAGCUAUGGCAAAUACCACUUACGUGGAACAAACCGUUCAAAAAGGAUCAGUUACCCUCAUCGCAACAUGUUACUUGUUAUUAAAAAAGAUUACAAACAAACUGCAAGUGACUUCCACUCAGGGAAUCACGAAUGGCAAGCCUAUAUCAAUAUUUCCUCUGGAAAUUUUGUGGACAACGGAUCAGUAAUAGUUGUGUGUGUGUACAAGAAUCUCCAUGAUUUAAUCCAAACACAUUCUAAGAAAACAAGGCGUGUGUUAACUAGGAUUAUAAUGACAGCUAUGGAUCCCAAACCAGGAAAGUUACAAGAGAAUGUAAUCUUGAAGUUUAAGAACUUGAAGAUCGACACUAGAGAGAAGCAUUGCGUGUUCUGGAGUGGCCUCAGCAAUAGGUAAAACGGGACAACAACUAACUUCAACACCACCAACAACAAUAUCACCCAAAAAACCUACCAAUUGUUGCUUGCUUUUUUUUCCAAAUUUAUUGAGUUUUGAAUUGCAAGGAGGACUGGUAUAUCAUUGGUCACUCGUUUGUGUUACAGUCCAACUGGUGAUAGAAGUCUUGAUAAGAAGUAUGGUCCGCAACGUCUCAACAACCUGAGCAGAAGUCUGACCGAUAAGUGUUUACAAGAUAUCAGUGAAGGGAUUGUGUUUUGAGAGUUUUCUUUCACUUAUAGCUUCAAAAUACCCUUGGCUCUGAGUGAUAGAAACAAAACCCAUCGAAGUCAAAAGCCAAACGCGACACGAAAAAGCUGCAAAUAGGCUCUGUCGUGAGCAAGUAAAUCGAUGAUGCUUACCGCCUCUG